Molecule: messenger RNA, 6762 nt
Organism: Aspergillus melleus
Lineage: Eukaryota; Fungi; Ascomycota; Eurotiomycetes; Eurotiales; Aspergillaceae
Gene: URA2
Product: bifunctional carbamoylphosphate synthetase/aspartate transcarbamylase
Exons: 3
Coding region: 1-6762 (2253 amino acids)
Biological process (GO): L-glutamine metabolic process; 'de novo' pyrimidine nucleobase biosynthetic process; L-citrulline biosynthetic process
Cellular component (GO): cytoplasm; cytosol
Molecular function (GO): dihydroorotase activity; ATP binding; amino acid binding
Source: RefSeq, a predicted model, not a curated record
AUGUCGCAGUCCGUCGGUCACGAGGAGGCCGCGCUUCCUACGAGCCCUUUGACUGGAGGGGCCGUGGCCUAUAACCAGGCCAGCAAGGAAUUGCAGCCGCUGCCGUCCAUGAACUUGAGAAAUGGCGCCGUGAUCCCUCCUGCUUCUUCCCGAGUCCGAGGCAGCAGUGACAAGCUGUUCGCCCUCGAGCUCGAGGAUGGCACGGUCUACCAGGGUUACAGCUUUGGUGCCGAGAAGAGCGUGGCAGGUGAAUUGGUCUUCCAGACCGGUAUGGUUGGAUACCCGGAGUCCAUCACCGAUCCUUCCUACCGGGGUCAGAUUCUGGUCGUCACAUUCCCCCUUGUGGGUAACUAUGGCGUUCCCUCGAGGGAGACCAUGGACGAGCUGUUGAAGACGUUGCCCAAGUACUUUGAAUCGACUCAGAUCCACAUUGCCGCUCUGGUUGUUUCUACCUACGCGGGAGAGGACUACUCUCACUUCCUCGCCGAGUCGUCCUUGGGCUCGUGGCUGAAGGAGCAGGGUGUUCCUGCCAUGCACGGAGUUGACACUCGUGCCCUUACCAAGCGCAUCCGUCAGAAGGGUAGCAUGCUGGGUCGUAUGCUGCUGCAGAAGACCGGAUCGACUGACGGAGCUGUGGACUCGCUUCCCACCGAGAAGGAUACCUGGAGGUCAUUCUUCGAGCAGACUGAAUGGGUGGACCCCAACACGACGAACCUCGUGGAUGAAGUGUCCAUUCGGGAACCCCGUCUUUUCUCCCCUCCUGAGAAUGUUGCCCUGAAACACCCUUCGGGCCGCCCUGUCCGCGUUCUUUGCUUGGAUGUUGGCUUGAAGUUCAACCAACUCCGUUGCCUGCUGGCGCGUGGCGUUGAAGUCCUGGUCGUGCCUUGGGACUACGAUUUCCCUACCCUUGCGGGCAAGGACUACGACGGUCUCUUUGUCUCCAACGGUCCCGGUGACCCCGCUACUCUCUCUACCACCGUUCAGAACCUGUCCAAGACCAUCGCCGAAGGCCGCACUCCCGUUUUCGGAAUUUGCUUGGGUCACCAGCUCAUCUCGCGUGCCGUCGGUGCCCAGACCAUGAAGAUGAAGUUCGGUAACCGUGGCCACAACAUUCCUUGCACUAGCAUGGUGUCUGGAAAGUGUCACAUCACCUCUCAGAACCACGGUUAUGCCGUCGAUGCUUCGUCCCUGCCCGAGGGCUGGGAGGAGCUUUUCGUGAACGCCAACGAUGGCAGUAACGAGGGUAUCAGACAUACCAGCCGACCCUUCUUCAGUGUUCAAUUCCACCCCGAGAGCACUCCCGGUCCCAGGGAUACCGAGUAUCUCUUUGAUGUGUUCAUCAACACCAUCCAGGACACUAUUGCCUCUCCCGACGCCCUUACCAAGCCUGUGUCGUUCCCCGGUGGCACGAAGGAAGAGAACAUCAAGAUCUCCCCCCGCGUCUCGGUGAAGAAGGUCUUGAUCCUGGGAAGUGGUGGUCUGAGCAUCGGUCAGGCCGGAGAGUUCGACUACUCCGGUAGUCAAGCCAUCAAGGCGCUGAAGGAAGAAGGAAUCUACACGAUCCUGAUCAACCCCAACAUCGCCACCAUCCAGACCUCCAAGGGUCUUGCCGACAAGGUUUACUUCCUGCCCGUGAACGCCGACUUCGUUCGCAAGGUCAUCAAGCACGAGCGUCCCGACGCUAUUUACGUCACCUUUGGUGGUCAGACGGCGCUGCAGGUCGGUAUCCAGCUCAAGGAUGAGUUCGAAGGCCUUGGAGUUAAGGUUCUGGGUACGCCCAUCGACACGAUCAUCACCACUGAGGACCGUGAGUUCUUCGCGCGCAGCAUGGAAUCCAUCAAUGAGAAGUGCGCUCAGUCUGCGUCCGCCUCGAAUCUGGAGGAGGCUCUGCAGGUCGUGGAGGCGAUCAAGUUCCCUGUCAUCGUUCGUGCUGCCUACGCUCUGGGUGGUCUCGGCAGUGGUUUCGCUGAGAACAUGGACCAGCUGAAGGACCUUUGUAUCAAGGCCUUCGCUGCCAGCCCCCAGGUCCUCAUCGAGAAGAGUAUGAAGGGUUGGAAGGAAAUUGAGUACGAAGUCGUCCGAGAUGCCAGAGACAACUGCAUUACGGUCUGUAACAUGGAGAACUUCGACCCUCUCGGUAUCCACACGGGUGAUUCCAUUGUUGUUGCUCCCUCGCAGACCCUCUCGGACGAGGACUACAACAUGUUGCGUACCACCGCUGUUAACGUUAUUCGCCACCUCGGCGUUGUCGGAGAGUGCAACAUCCAGUAUGCCUUGAACCCGUUCUCGAAGGAGUACUGCAUUAUUGAGGUCAACGCACGUCUGUCGAGAUCCUCUGCCCUUGCCUCCAAGGCUACCGGUUAUCCUCUUGCCUUCAUUGCGGCUAAGCUCGGUUUGGGAAUCCCGCUCAAUGAAAUCAAGAACUCGGUCACCAAGGUCACAUGCGCGUGCUUCGAGCCUUCCCUCGACUACUGCGUGGUCAAGAUCCCCCGCUGGGAUCUGAAGAAGUUCACUCGCGUGUCGACCCAGCUUGGCUCUUCGAUGAAGAGUGUUGGUGAGGUCAUGAGCAUUGGACGAACCUUCGAAGAGGCGAUCCAGAAAGCCAUUCGCUCCGUUGACUUCAACAACCUUGGUUUCAACGAGACGAACGCGCUCAUGUCCAUCAAGGGCGAGCUGCAGACCCCCUCUGACCAGCGUCUGUUCGCCAUCGCCAACGCUAUGGCCGCCGGCUACACUGUCGAUGACAUCUGGCAGCUCACCCAGAUUGACAAGUGGUUCCUCAGCCGACUGAAGAACCUCAGCGACUUCGGCAAGCUCAUGACGAACUACAACGCCACCUCGGUGCCCAAGCCCCUCAUCCGCCAGGCCAAGCAGCUCGGUUUCUCCGAUCGCCAGCUUGCCACCUUCCUCAGCUCCAACGAGCUCGCGGUUAGACGCCUGCGUGUUGAGGCCGGUAUUAUCCCCAUCGUCAAGCAGAUCGAUACGGUGGCUGCCGAGUUCCCCUCCGUCACCAACUAUCUGUACUUGACCUACAACGCGUCUGAGCACGAUGUUGCUUUCGAUGAUAAGGGUAUCAUGGUCCUGGGAUCUGGUGUGUACCGUAUUGGUUCUUCCGUCGAAUUCGAUUGGUGUUCCGUGCGGACCAUCCGUACUCUCCGCGAACAGGGCCACAAGACCGUCAUGGUCAACUACAACCCUGAAACCGUCAGUACGGAUUACGACGAGGCCGACCGGUUGUACUUCGAAAACAUCAACCUGGAAACUGUCCUGGAUAUCUACCAGCUGGAAACCUCGAGCGGUGUCAUCAUCUCCAUGGGUGGUCAGACCCCCAACAACAUCGCCCUGCCUCUCCACCGUCUUAACGUGAACAUCCUGGGUACCUCGCCUGAGAUGAUUGACGGCGCCGAGAACCGUUACAAGUUCUCUCGCAUGCUUGACCGCAUUGAUGUCGACCAGCCGUCCUGGAAGGAACUUACCAGUAUCGAGGAGGCCACCGAGUUCUGCGACAAGGUUGGCUAUCCUGUGCUGGUCCGACCCUCUUAUGUGCUCUCGGGAGCCGCCAUGAACACGGUCUACUCCCAGCAUGACCUGGCCACCUACCUGAACCAGGCCGCUGACGUGUCGCGUGACCACCCCGUUGUCAUCACUAAGUACAUCGAGAACGCGAAGGAGAUUGAGAUGGACGCUGUGGCCCGCAACGGUGUCAUGGUCGGACACUUUAUCUCCGAGCACGUUGAAAAUGCUGGUGUCCACUCUGGUGAUGCCACCUUGAUUCUGCCGCCCCAGGAUCUGGACCCCGAGACUGUCCGCCGCAUCGAGGAGGCCACCAGAAAGAUCGGAAAUGCCCUUAACGUCACCGGUCCUUACAACAUCCAGUUCAUUGCCAAGGACAACGAUAUCAAGGUCAUCGAGUGCAACGUCCGUGCCUCUCGAUCCUUCCCCUUCGUUUCCAAGGUCAUGGGUGUUGAUCUGAUCGAGAUGGCUACCAAGGCCAUGAUUGGCGCUCCGUUCGCGGAAUACCCUCCCGUCAACAUCCCCAAGGACUACGUUGGUGUCAAGGUGCCCCAGUUCUCUUUCUCUCGUCUUUCCGGAGCCGAUCCCGUCCUUGGUGUUGAGAUGGCUUCCACCGGAGAAGUUGCUUCUUUCGGUCGUGAUAAGUACGAGGCAUACCUGAAGGCGCUCCUGUCUACUGGUUUCCGCCUUCCCAAGCGCGCCAUCUUGUUCUCCAUUGGUUCCUACAAGGAGAAGCUCGAGAUGCUGCCCUCGAUCGAAAAGCUGCACCGCAUCGGGUUCAACCUCUUCGCUACCGCCGGUACUGCCGACUUCUUGAAGGAGAACGGUGUUCCCGUCAAGUACCUCGAGGUUCUCCCGGGCCAGGAGGAGGACAUCAAGUCGGAGUACUCUCUCACUCAGCACUUGGCCAACAACCUCAUCGACCUGUACAUCAACCUGCCAUCGAACAACCGCUUCAGACGUCCUGCCAACUACAUGAGUAAGGGUUACCAGACGCGUCGUAUGGCCGUUGACUACCAGACUCCCCUGGUGACCAACGUCAAGAACGCCAAGAUCCUGAUCGAGGCCAUUGCCCGCCAUUAUGACCUGAAUGUGCGCACCAUCGACUACCAGACCAGCCACCGCACCAUCAUCCUCCCCGGACUGAUCAACAUUGCCGCAUUCGUGCCCGACCUGAUGAAGCCUGGCUCUAAGGACUUCGAGGCCAUGACCAAGGCCUCGAUCGCGGCCGGAUUCAGCAUGGUGCGCGUCAUGCCCGCCGGUGUCGAUGCCUCCGUGACGGAUGCCCGCGCCUUGAGAGUUGUUCAGCAGAACGCCCAAAACGCGUCCUGCGACUUCAACUUCUCGGUUGUGGCCACCUCUACCAACUCGGAGCAGAUCGGCCAGGUGACUGGCGACGUGGGAUCCCUCUUCAUUCCCUUCAACCACCUUUCUGGCAACAUCAGCAAGGUCGCCGCGGUCACCAGCCACUUUGCCGCAUGGCCCUCCAGCAAGCCCAUCAUCACCGACGCCAAGUCGACUGAUCUUGCCUCGGUUCUGCUGUUGGCCAGUCUGCACAGCCGCAACAUCCACGUCAUGAGUGUGACCUCCAAGGAGGACAUCGGCCUCAUCGCGCUCAGCAAGGAGAAGGGUCUCAAGGUGACUUGCGAUGUCUCCGUCUUCUGCCUCUUCCUCUCCAAGGAUGACUUCCCGGAGUGCAGCUUCCUGCCCUCCGCCGAAGAUCAGAAGGCCCUGUGGGAGCACCUCAGCACUAUCGACGUCUUCUCCAUCGGCAGCAUCCCCUACCAGCUGGCUGGUGACAAGGCUUCCCCCGUCGUUGGUAUCGCCGAGACCCUGCCCUUGCUGUUUACCGCAGUCUCCGAGGGUCGCCUGACCGUUGAGGACAUCAUUGCUCGCCUUUAUGAGAACCCUAAGAAGAUCUUCGAGCUUCACGACCAGGCUGAUAGCUCCGUUGAGAUCGAGAUUGACCGUCCCUACCUGUACCAGAGCCCUCAGGCCUGGUCUCCUUUCAACGGCAAGCACGUGAGAGGAUCUGUUCAGCGCGUGACCUUCCAGGGCAAGACUUCUUGUCUCGAUGGUACCGUCGUUCCCGAUGCCGCCAAGGGUGUCGACAUGUCCGGACACCGCAUCGUGCCCGCGUCUCCUUCCGUCAAGGCCAUGUCGCCUCUGGUGCAGCAGGCUGACAGACGCCUGUCGAUCUCCGGUACCCCUAGCCGCCCUCUUCGCAAGGGUCUGGAGCAGGUUGGAGCCCCGACCGAGCUUGGGCCUCCUCUGUACCCCACCGUGCCCCAGGCGUCGUCGUCUCUGCUUGACAUGCUCUCGCGGUCUUCCUUCAAGCAGAAGCACGUCCUCUCCGUCAAUCAGUUCACUCGGGCUGAUCUGCAUCUGCUGUUUACUGUCGCCCAGGAGAUGCGCCUCGGUGUCCAGCGUCAAGGUGUUCUUGACCUCCUGAAGGGCCGUGUUCUUUGCACCCUCUUCUACGAGCCCUCCACCCGGACUUCCGCUUCUUUCGAUGCCGCCAUGCAGCGUCUUGGAGGUCGCACCGUCAUCAUCUCGACCGAGCACUCGUCUACCAAGAAGGGCGAGACCCUGCAGGACACCCUCCGCACCCUGGGCUGCUACGGAGAUGCCGUCGUCCUUCGCCACCCCGAGCCGACCAGCACCGAGGUUGCUGCCAAGUUCUCGCAAGUUCCCGUCAUCAACGGUGGCAAUGGCAGCGUGGAGCACCCCACUCAGGCCUUCCUUGACCUCUUCACCAUCCGUGAGGAACUUGGAACCGUGACUGGUCUGACCAUCACUUUCACUGGCGAUCUCCGGUACGGACGUACGGUCCACUCGCUCAUCAAGUUGCUCCAGUUCUACGAUGUCCACAUCCAGCUGGUUGCUCCCAAGGAUCUCUCUCUGCCCGAGGAGGUUCGCAAGCAGAUCCGUGCUUCCGGACAGCGGGUUGUCGAGUAUGAGCAGUUGACCCCUGAGAUCGUUGCGCGGUCCGACGUUCUGUACUCCACUCGCGUGCAGAAGGAGCGGUUCGCCGAUCUCGAGCAGUACGAGCGUCUCAAGAACAGCUUCAUCAUCGACAACGCUCUUCUCAAGCAUGCCAAGAGCCACAUGGUCGUGAUGCACCCUCUGCCCAGAAAUGCAGAGAUUGCUGAGGAGGUUGACUUCGACCAGCGGGCCGCUUACUUCCGCCAGAUGAGAUAUGGCCUUUACUGUCGCAUGGCUCUGCUUGCAUUGAUUAUGGCGCCUUAG